Diachasma alloeum is the source of this 5073-nucleotide messenger RNA. RefSeq names its product protein 4.1 (gene Frmd5). NCBI's taxonomy places the organism in Eukaryota, Metazoa, Arthropoda, Insecta, Hymenoptera, Braconidae. The transcript has 11 exons. Bases 25 to 2421 code for a protein of 798 amino acids. Gene Ontology annotation, molecular function: cytoskeletal protein binding. The record is from RefSeq and is a predicted model, not a curated record. Gene Ontology annotation, cellular component: cytoskeleton.
UCGGGUGACGAUUUGAGGGCAGAAAUGUUGAAGUUUGGCAGUAAAAACGACGUUACUGUGGUGCAUCGCGCCACUAUUCGAUUACUCGACGACGCCGAAAUUAUCCACUGUGACUUUCAGCCCCAGCACAAAGGAAGGUACAUACUCGAGUAUGUGUGCAAACAACUCAACAUCAUCGAGACGGAUUACUUUGGGCUUCGUUACGUGGACCAGUGCAGGCAAAGACAUUGGCUGGACCUGGCUAAAACAGCGAUCAAGCAAGUAAAAGAUAUGGAGCCAAUUCUGUUCAGUUUUCGUGUUAAAUUCUACCCGCCCGAUCCCCUGAGGCUCAAGGAAGAGAUCACGAGAUAUCAGAUUUAUCAGCAGUUGAAGAGAGAUCUACUGCACGGUAGAUUGUACUGCAGUCCUGGUGAGGCAGCGCUGCUGGCAGCCUGCAUACUUCACAACGAACUGGGGGAAUACGAUCCGGAAAUUCAUGUUGGUAACUACAUGUCAGAGCACAAGCUAUUGUUGAAGCAGACUGAGAGCAUUGAGGAAAAAGCUAUGGAGCUUCAUCAGACGCAGCUCAAAACCUUCACUGCGGAGCAGGCGGAGAUACAUUUUCUCAGGCUCGCUGCUCAACUUGACACGUAUGCGGUCGAUCCACAUCCUGUCAAGGAUCACAAAGGAACUCAACUCUACCUAGGAAUAAAUCAUCAUGGAAUUCUGACGUUCCAGGGCUCAAGAAAAACCAAUCAUUUUCGGUGGUCGGAAGUUCAAAAAAUCAACUACGAGGGGAAAAUGUUCAUUGUUCAUUUAACUAUACAUGAGAAAAAACACACUGUCGGCUUCAAGUGCCCAACUGGAUCAAACUGCCGCCAUGUAUGGAGAUGUGCAAUCGAGCAAAUGUUGUUUUUCACUUUGCCGAGAGCCUCAGAUGCUCCGGUAGUUAGUGGAGGUUCAAUAUUCUCAUGGGGCACAAAAUUCAAAUACACCGGUAGAACAGAGCGUGAAGUGCUCGAGGAAACGGCUGCAGCAGCGUCGGCGGGCUCUGCGGAGGCGUCAUCGUUGCGUGGCAAGGGAGACACACCGGUGCAACGGUGUCAGACAACAGGACUCAGGAGAAAAGCAAGUAGUGUACCGGCAACACCGAGUACACCCAGCCAAGAUCUCAUUGAAAUUCGAUAUUCGAGCUUACCCCGAAGCUGUCAUAGUGCGGGCCUUGACGGCGCUGGUAUGUCUGAAUCAGGCUCGACGGGCCCUGGUACCGGGGUACCACUGAGCUCACCCUACUGUCCCGACAAUACAUUACCACUUCUCGAGACUGUAUCCGAGGACCAAGAAAUUUUUGCCAAAAGGAACAAUGCAUUAGACGAAAAUGAAAAAACGCAUGCGAGUGCCCACCACACCACCACCACCUCAAAUCAAAUGAAAAAAGUGAAAUUUCCAAAGAGCACGUACAGCCGCCCACAGCCCCUGUACAGUCAAAAAAUAGUCAUUGGAUCGGACGAGUUGAUAGGCCAAAGUAUAGAUAGUGUUAUUCGGCAAAAGAUUAAUUCACUGGAGAAGAGUCCCAAAGUUGUGAGAUCAACGGCAUUGAUAAUAAAGACAUCGAGAACCCCAGUGAAGCCCACGAGUAAUGUGAUAAAGCCAGUGAGCACUACACCCGAAAUAAAAACCUACACAACGACAAUCGGACAAGCGAGUGACACAAGAGUUGAAUGCGCAAGCACUGUGCCAACACCAAAGUCCCCAGGACGACUUGUGCAGGUGCAGGUAAGCUCAUUGGACGUGUGCGAUGCACCAGAGGUGUCCAAGACUCCGGCGACAAUGAAAAAUGAAUGCCAAGAGUUGAGUGUAAAGCCCACUGCGAAUGGAAAUGCAGCAUCAGGAAGAUCCUUAACUCGACCAAUGGCAUUUGCACUGGCAAUGGCAUCAGCCGCUGCUGCCGCUGUAUCAACUAAUGUGCGUGGAGCCACCACCACGAUAAUUGACGAUAGCAUCAACAAAAAUGGACACGAUACGACAGUGGGAGGACAGCCCGGUGACGGAGACACGAAUGAUUAUUUCUUCAGGGAUUCGUUCGAUCAUUCAUCCUCCGAGAGCCAACUUGUCGAUGGUAUUGGAAAGUCACAGAGCAGAUCUGUAACACCUGUUCCCAAAAUGCAGAAACUACAGAAUACGAAAUUAUGUCUCCAACCAGUUGGCAGUAGAACGAUGAUUGGUAGGGCUAAAACACUCAGGGGUAUACGUAUUGUACGUAUGUUCGUGUCAGCAUUUGUACUUACUGUCACCAUGAUGUUUAUCGUUAUUGUACUUGUGUUCGAGACAGAGUCGAGUGUAUUUGACAGUUUACGUAAAACACCGGAAAUGGUUGCAUUCAAGAGCCAGUACUAUGUGCCCAUCAGGGAAUUUCUGAGGACCAAACUUGGCCUAUUCUGAUUAUCCGAUUGGCCGAUUACGAGACAUUGUUUCAUUGCUCGUAGUUGCUUAUUCGAGGUGAAUUUUGGGGGAUGAGGCUCCGUUAGGAGAGGAGAUUGACUUUUUUGAGAAUGAGGGUUUCUAUUUGAAUUGACCAGGGAAUUCCACUUAUCUCCUUAUUCCACUCAAGUACAAAAUUACGAUACUUUCGUAGUUUAUUUUCGGCUUUUAAAGAGUUUUUUCGUGAUAAGACGUUUGAAAAAAUUUCAUAGAGAAAACUUGCGCUCUGAGAUAUUCUAUUGGAUUUUUUGCGGAAUUAGAGCGGAAUAGAGUCCAUCAGCUUUCUCCUUGAAUCUUAUUUAAAAAGAUUAUUUUCUCGAAUUGGGUAGAAUAAAUGAAGUUUUUUUUUCAAAGUAAAAAAUAAUGUGGGGAUCCUCUCGGAUUGAGGGUCAGUUCCUCAGGCAAACUCGAUAUAUUUCGAUUCCAACAACUUUAUGAAAGGGUGAAAUUUCGGACAUAUGACUCUAUAAGAAUUCAGUAGCACAGAUGUUGAUUUUUCUAUGUAACUUAUGAAUUUGCCAGGUUUUGCUACUCUAAUUUUAGUAUGAGAAACACAUACCGUCAGUGAACCAAUCAUGGAACCCUGGAGGAACAAGGCCCAGUUAUGGAACCGUAUUGUUUUGAAUAACUUACAAGUAUUGUUGAGUGGAUAUUUUUGACUUCAGAAAAGGAAUGUAGCCCAUAGUUUCCAUUUAACUUUGUUCAUCACAGUAAAUAUAUAUGUUCACAUGGGUUUUCGGCCACAUGUAACGUUGAUUCCAUAACCGGGUUACUGAUAAAACAAAAUACCGACAAAUUUCAACAGAAAAAUCAAAAUACAUUAAAUUUCUUCAAUCAAAAAAUGACACCGUAAAGUUGCAUUAUCUUCAGUUCCCCGGAAUCGUCACAAAAAUUCAAUAUAAUUUCUCCGAGAAAAUCUCGCCAAGUUUUUCUAUCAAACUUUUUUCUACGUAAAAAUUGAACAGUGCCAAGAUGAAAGCCAAGGGGAGUCGCAGAAAAUUGUUAUUUCCGGGUAGACUUCCGAAUUCCGGAAGCAUAUGGAUUUUUUUUCUUCAUUUUAUUCGAGGCCUAUCUCCAACGGAUAGAUUUUAUUAGAAAAACAAAGUUGUAAGGCAGUCGUGCAAGAACUACUUCCUAAACAGUUGGUAUUGAAAAAGCUGGCGAAGAUACGAGGGAUGCAACAAAAAGUAUAAAACGAAAAAUGUUAUACCUAGACAGAGUCAAAUAUUUUAUCAUGAGAAGCGAGAGAUAUUGUACCUAUGCGUCUAUAGGUGUAACUGGUUAGAUUCUAGGUGACAAAACAAACACAAAACAAAGCAAACGAAAGGUUGAAGUGACUCUUCUCCCGUUUCAACGAAAAAAAUAAAGCAACUCAUCUUGUUUUUUGGUGUAGUUAAAUCUAGGUGAAUAAAAAAAAAUCUUGAGUGAGUGUGUGAGAGGGAGUAGAGGGAGAAUAACAAGAAUCAUAAUCUUUGUUGUGCUAAAAAAAAAUUCGUGUCUUUGCUGUGCGAAAAAGUGUCGCAAGAUCAUGAGAGAUAGGAGUCUCCAUUAAAAUUUUACACGCAUAAGCGAAACAGAGCGAGAAUUAUUAUACUUUCUGAGUUAAACGAGUCAACCCAAUUCCGUACUCCGUGGAAAUGAUAAGGAGGGAAUUAAAUCUCUGAAGACGACAACGAGAUGUCACAAAGUUUUGCAAUCGAAAUGGCUUAAUUUAUGCAUAACACUUGGAAUGAAGAAUUCUCCCAAUUGCUUUUGCUGAUUUAUAAAUCAGAAUGCAAUAUUCCUCAUUUUUCCUCAUAAACUUUUCUCACGACUUUGAGAUCUUGCGACUGAUCGGAAUAGCCAUGAAUAUUUCCUAAAAGUGCCUACGCUAUUCUAGAAUUUUUCGAGCGUCCCGCGUGUUCUUGGCUAAAAGUGCAAUAAAAAAUGACGAUUAUCCGUUGUUAAUUUAAUCUUCAAUGAGUCGAACUGAUACUGAAAGAGAGAAAAAAAAAUACCUUGACAAUGAGACGAGAGUGUUUUAAAUUUUUUGCAUUAAUGCAUGAUCUAGCGAUGCAUCCAUUAUAAAGUACUUGGAAAUAUAAUUUUAAAUCGCGUAGGAAUUUCCGCAAGUGUUCCUGCCCAAAUGCUGUCGAAUGGAGAAUCAAUAUAAAUUGUAUAAAAUAAAACGGAUGUCAAUUGCAAUAUUAUCUAAUCUGUUUGAGCGAGAAUUGAGAGUUGUGUGUGCUUAAAUGUGAAUUUAGAGAGAUAAAUUGAUAAAUUGAAUAGUGACUAUCGCUGUGAGACGAUUAACUAAUCUCAACUAUCCUUAGGUUUUCAAAUUCAUUGUAUAUUGUAAUUACGGGUGUUUAGAAGGGAUUGUGUUGACCCCAGAUUAGUUGAUCAUUGUUAUUUAUUACUUUAAGGGGAUUCUACGAAUGAGGAAAAACCGAAUAUCAAAUUUUCAUGAUCAAUUGAAUUAGAAAUAUGAGAAAUUGGGCCAUAUUAGUUACACGGAAUUUGGACAUUGUAAAAUGUUCAUUUCUCCAUUCCCUGGCAUGCACAUCAGAAUUUCAUAGAAAAAUGAUUUCUAUUAGUUUGUUGUCGAUUUUAUAGAAAAAUUCCGCAGCUUAC